Messenger RNA from Gongylonema pulchrum, 354 nucleotides. Lineage: Eukaryota; Metazoa; Nematoda; Chromadorea; Rhabditida; Gongylonematidae. The record is from the annotation of a GenBank genome assembly.
AUGCUUGGUUUGUUGCUCAUUCUUUUAUAUGGAAAAGUAAAACGGAGGAGCGGUUUACACUUUAAACCAUAUUCUUCACAGGACGGAUCGCUUUUGCUCACUUCAUCUGCAUUUGUAUGUCCGCUGUCUUCGCUGUGGCGCAUUGGUGAAACGCAGGAACAUAUGAUAAAUUUUCCGGACGAAUAUCAUGUUGAAUUUUGUAAAAUGGGUCAAGAUCGUAUCAUUGGAACUCAGGGAAGUACGGCAACGAUUUAUGACACUGAAACCGGUCGAGCUGUGGUGCGCCUCUUUGAUGAAGAUUUGGCGAACAACUACGCUCGAAACAGGUUCGAUUAUUGCGCUUUCAUCGAUUAA